AUGAUGAAACUGUGUUUUCAGUUGAUUAGAGACUUAGAAAAUUCUUAAUAAGUGAAGGUAAGUCUUCUGUUGCUUCUUUUUGGAGUUACUACAAAAAUAUGUAGUAUAAGGUGGAUGGGGUAAAUUAUACAUUUGGACAAGCGAUACUUUUAAAUCUCAUUAAUUUAGUUAAAGAAAUCUUAUGCAGCUAGUAUUUAACGAUAGAUAUCAUUUAGAAUAUUUGAAAGGAGCAUCGACAUAUGA
Molecule: messenger RNA, 243 nt
Organism: Paramecium pentaurelia
Lineage: Eukaryota; Ciliophora; Oligohymenophorea; Peniculida; Parameciidae
Source: the annotation of a GenBank genome assembly